This is a messenger RNA of Oppia nitens, 2626 nucleotides long. RefSeq names its product transcription factor IIIB 90 kDa subunit-like (gene Brf). Gene Ontology annotation, cellular component: transcription preinitiation complex; nucleus; transcription factor TFIIIB complex. Gene Ontology annotation, molecular function: RNA polymerase III general transcription initiation factor activity; TBP-class protein binding; RNA polymerase III type 3 promoter sequence-specific DNA binding. The transcript has 3 exons. The record is from RefSeq and is a predicted model, not a curated record. Gene Ontology annotation, biological process: DNA-templated transcription initiation; transcription preinitiation complex assembly; transcription by RNA polymerase III. The coding region runs from base 177 to 2582 and encodes 801 amino acids. NCBI's taxonomy places the organism in Eukaryota, Metazoa, Arthropoda, Arachnida, Sarcoptiformes, Oppiidae.
GUUUUAAUCAAUAAAUUAAUUGUAAGAAAAAAAAAUAAUAAAAAAACAUUUUUUUUAAGUCAAAUGGCAUAGCAUUUGAUUGGCCAUCAAAUCAUCGGUAAAAUACCCGAAAAAUAAAUAACUUUUAGUCCGCGAUCGUCGGGUCAGUCAGUCAGUGAUUGAUUGAUUGAUUGAGGAUGUCGUCGGUGACCUGCGGUAACUGCGGGUCGACUGAUGUCGAGUUUGAGUCGUCCCGCGGCGACACAUACUGUACGGCAUGCGGUUUCGUCAUCGACCAGAACUGUAUCGUAUCGGAAGUAUUGUUUGCCGAAGGCAGUCACGGCGGCGGUGCACAUAUUAUUGGCCAACGACACGAUACCGAUUCGGCGUACAAGUCGUUCAGCAUCGGCGGUAUACUGGGCGCUGGCCGCGAGUCCCGACAGGUAACACUGAUGAAUGCCAAACGUCGGAUAAAGACCGUCUGCGACCAGCUUCGGCUGAACGACCAUUUCAUUGAAAUGUCGUUCAACUUCUAUAAGAUGGCACUGAAUCGCCGACUAACACACGGCCGCAAACACAUACACGUAAUAGCGGCCUGUAUUUACAUUACCUGCCGAUCGGAAGGUACGCCACAUAUGUUGCUUGAUUUGAGUGAUGUAUCGCAAGUCAAUGUCUAUGAGUUGGGCCGAACCUAUCUGAAACUGACCGCCGCUUUGUGUAUAACUAUUCCGGCCAUCGAUCCGAGUCUAUAUAUCAUCAGAUUUGCCCAACACUUGUCUAUAGGCGAGAAAAGUAACGCCGAUGUCGAGAAAAUGAGAAACAAUAUCAUAUCGACGGCCAAUCGAUUGGUUCAGCGAAUGAAGAGAGAUUGGAUGCAUUACGGCCGCCGACCGUCGGGUCUGUGCGGUGCUGCCAUACUGGUCGCUGCCCGACUAAACGAAGUACAUUGCAGUAUCAAAGACAUCAUUAAAGUGGUAAAAGUAUGCGAGACAACCAUCCGGAAACGGUUGUGCGAGUUCAGCGAUACGCCGACCAGUAAUCUGACUUUAGACGAAUUUAUGACCAUCGACUUGGAGGGCGAAGAAGAUCCGCCCUGUUUUAAGGCCAGUAAACGUAAACAAAAGUUGACGGCACAGCUCGAUAAUGAACAACAACUGGAAGAGAUUCAGUCGAAGAUUACUCAUUUGCAGAAACUUAUCGAAAAAGAUUUGGAAAAGUCAAGAAAAAAGCUAAGAACUCCGUACUCCAAGUAUCUGCAGACUAGUGAGAGUAUAGAUAAUAACGAUGGGUCGCCGUCGACACCAUCGACGCCGGCGGCGGCGGCAGCAGCUGUCGAAGAGUCGACAGUUGUCGAACAGUUCAUAUUGGACGACACGUUUCAGACGAUUAAGAAGGUUCUCGGCGGAGGCGGCGAUACUGACGAUGAAGACGAUACCAACAGCAACAACAACAGCUACGACAAGUAUAUGGAGAGUAUUAAGAGUUUGAGGCCGACGGCCGCCAGUUUAGGUAUAGUGUCUGUUGUUAGUGACAGAGAUAUCGGUGGUGGCGUCGGGAUUAAGAUUGACAGAGAAAAUAAUACUAAUAAUAAUGAUGACGACGACGACGACGAUAGUGAACAAGUGAAAGAAAUGGUAACCGAAGAACUGGAUCUGACCGGUAUCGAUGACAGCGAAUUGGAUGCCUAUUUGUUGUCCGCCGACGAGAUUAAUGCCAAAACAGAUGUCUGGACACGAGUUCAUAGAGACUAUCUGGAAGAACAGCGAGUGAAAGAGGAACUAAAGAUGAAAGAAGACGAGGAAAGAAAACGAAAGGAGGCUUCCGGCGAAAUGCAACCGAAAAAGAAGAGAAAGACUAGGAAAAGGACUCAAAUACAGGCCAAUAGUGCGUCGGAAGCGAUCGAAAAGAUGUUGUUGGAGAAGAAGAUAUCGAAUAAAAUCAAUUACGAAGUAUUGAAAAAUCUGAAUCCGACGUUUGGUGGACAACAACAACAACAGCAGCAGCAGAUGGUUAGUCCGUUUAAAGUACCACUGGAACCACUGGUUAAAUAUGAUGUCAAUAGUGGUGGUAGUGGUGGUGUCGACUAUGGCGACGAACAAAAGCCUACACAACAACAACAACUACAACAUAAUAGUCCGCUCAAGAGGUUGACAACACUGAAGAAUAGUGCCAAUACAUCAUUACUUAAUCUGAAAGCACCGCUUUUUAAUAAAUUAAAACUAAAAUCAAUUGAUCCAAAUUCAACUACAACUACUACUACCAAAGCUGACGAUCAUAACAACGCUGAUGAUGACAAACAUAUCACCAAAACGAUUGAUACACUUAUCAAUGGUAAAGAUAAUAAUAAUAAGGAAUACCUUGAAGGAGGAGAAGACGUCGUAUUGUUAGCUAAAUCACAAAAACCAGUCACAGAUAAUAUUAUAGAAGAAGAAGAAGAAGAGGAGGAGGAAGAGGAAGAAGACGAUGACGACGACGAGGAUGAAGUGGUUAAGACAAACAGUGAUGGUCUUAGUAUUCGAGAGCUGAUGGCAAUGGGUUCGCACGAUAAUGAUGUCAACGAUGACAAUGAUUAUGACAACGAUUACGAUGACGAAGAUUAUUGAUUGAUUGAUUGACUAAAUAAUUAUAUAUAUAUUUUGAAAAUUAU